Molecule: messenger RNA, 801 nt
Organism: Mastomys coucha (southern multimammate mouse)
Lineage: Eukaryota; Metazoa; Chordata; Mammalia; Rodentia; Muridae
Product: renal glandular kallikrein-like
Exons: 5
Coding region: 4-801 (265 amino acids)
Biological process (GO): zymogen activation; regulation of systemic arterial blood pressure
Molecular function (GO): serine-type endopeptidase activity
Source: RefSeq, a predicted model, not a curated record
ACCAUGUGGUUCCUGAUCCUGUUCCUUGCCCUGUCCCUAGCAGGGAUUGAUGCUGUGCCUCCUGUCCAGAAUCUGAUAGUUGGAGGAUUUAACUGUGAGAAGAACUCCCAACCUUGGAAUGUGAUUAUUUUCAGCUUCACCGAAGAUAAAAUAUAUCAAUGCAGUGGUGUUCUGUUGGACCUCAACUGGGUUCUCACGGCUGCCCACUGCUAUAAUGACAAUUACCAGGUUUGGCUGGGCAAAAACAACCAAUUAGAGGAAGAACCCUCUGCUCAGCAACAAUUUGUCAGCAAAAGCUUCCCUCACCCUGGCUUCAACAUGAGCCUCAUGAAAGUAGAUCACAGGCCACAUCGUGAUGAUGACUACAGCAAUGACCUGAUGCUGCUCCGUCUCAGCGAGCCUGCGGAAAUCACAGAUGUUGUGAAGCCCCUCGACCUCCCCACUGAGGAGCCCACUGUGGGGAGCAGAUGCCUUGCCUCAGGCUGGGGCAGCAUUACACCCACAGAGGAGUGUGAGUCUGAUGAUCUCCAGUGUGUGUACCUCAAGCUCAUGCCUAAUCAGAUCUGUGCCAAAGUAUACUUAGAAAAAGUGACAGAUGCAAUGCUGUGUGCAGGAGAGAUGGAUGGAAGCAAAGACACUUGCGGGGGUGACUCGGGAGGCCCACUGAUCUGUGAUGGUGUUCUCCAAGGGAUCACAUCAUUUGGGCCGAGCCCAUGUGCUACACCCAAUGUCCCAUCCAUAUACACCAAACUUAUUAUUUACAAAUCCUGGAUAAAAGACAUAAUGGCAAAUAAUCCCUGA